CAGCCGCCUUAGAUCGGAUCCGAUCUACGAGUACCGUCUGUCGCAAUUGUGUGUGUGUAUAUUUUGAUCCGAGAAAAUUUCCGGGGCCUUCUCUCGUAUAAUUUUUUAUUUGUGCAAGAGAGAGGCCUCUAAAGAGAGACUCUCCGAUCAUGGGUGUUGUGUAUUACAAAUAUAAGAGUGCAAAGGAAACGUAUUCUGUGCCAUUGCCCUAUUCUUUUAUAUCUGUUUCUGAACUCAAGCAGCUCAUCCUGUCGAGUAACCGUCACGGCAAUGGCCGUACCCGUGGCCGAGGCCCCAGGGAGGACAUCGCCCUCUCCAACGCCCAGACUGGCGAAGAGUAUGCAGAUGAUAAUGCUAUGAUACCGCAGAACGUAACUGUGCUGGUCCGCCGAGUUGCUGGGCAAAUGUCAGAGAACAUCGUCGUAUUUUCCUCGCGGAAAGUCAUAGAAGAUGGUUCUAUUGCUUCAAACAAAUCAGUGGUUACUGAAUCAGUCUCAAAAUCUUGUUCCUCCACAGAAGUGCAAGAUGAAGAUGCUGCAAUCGCAGCUGUGAUUGAUGCAGCUGAAGUCAAAUGGGAAGAUCCACCAUUUAAGAGAGGACAACAUGUUGGAAGGUUUCCAGGACGCCAGUAUGGUCAUGGACCGCUGGACAAGGAGGCACCUCCACCAGGCUAUGUGUGCCGCAGCUGUGGAGUUCCAGGCCAUUUCAUUCAACAUUGCCCUCGGGAAAACCAGACACCUCCACCUGGCUAUACCUGCUACAGAUGCCGAAUUCCAGGGCAUUUUAUUCAUCACUGUCCGACCAUUGGUGAUCCCAAAUUUGACGACUACAAAGAUAAAAUGUCUCGUUCUUUUGCACCGGUUGUACCUGUAAAUCCCGUUGAUGGCAUUCUGUAUGCACUUGCUGCCCCAGCUGCAUCUGCGAGUGUUGUUGAUGACUUGCCAGCGGAACUCCACUGCCGACUGUGUAACAAGGUGAUGGCAGAUGCAGUGUUAACAAGCAAGUGCUGCUUCGACAGUUUUUGUGAUAAAUGUAUCAGAGAUUACAUCAUUACACAAUCAAAGUGUAUUUGUGGAGUGAAAGUGCUUGCAGAUGACCUCAUUCCCAAUCACACACUGAGGAGCACGAUCAGCAAUAUGUUAGGAACAAGGGCUUGCAGCACUGCAAGUGGUACAGGGAAGCACAAAAGUUCUUCGGGCAGCAACCCCGAUCCCAAGUUACAGAGCCCAACGACCUCGGCUGCUUCAGGAAAGGACUUGAAGAAGCAAUGUAUGGACCAGCUGCUACCAUCAGCUUCUCCUGACGCUGGUGUUGUCCAGGUUGCCAGGGAAGAUGAUCAUGUGGACCAGCAGAAGACCAAAACUGAAGGCUCUGCAGGAGGUUCAGUGCAAACUGCUGUACCGAUUGCUGACCCCCUCAAGCUGAAUGAUGUAAGUGAAUCAACUUUGAAGGGCAGUACGAUCUCAGGGACCCUGGAACCAAAAGUUGCCAAGACUGAUCAACUGAAGAAGAAGAGAAAGAAGGCAGACUCAACUAAGGUUGCUCGUCCAAACAAUGCUGACUAUGGUUACAACGUUCCCUUUGACCCUGCAUAUUGCAACCCUUUCAACGGUGGAUAUCCUAUGGUAACUGAUCCAUACAUGUACAACUCAAUGGGCAUGCCCUAUGGUGGUUACCCUAUGGAUCCAUUUGGUGUCAAUCCCUUCGGCAAUAUGCCACUGCAGGCUCCCUUUGGCAACAUGCCACUGGGCCCCUUUGGCAAUAUGUCACAGCAGGCUCCCUUUGGCAAUAUGCCACAGCAGGCUCCCUUUGGAAAUAUGCCACCGCAGGCUCUUAACAUGCAAGGCUACCCAGCAAACUAUCAAAGCCGGGAAACCCAUCCUGCGCACGGAGAAGCUGCUGCACGUUCGAGGCAGGCCUCUCACCGGGACACUGAAGCUGCUGCACGUUCGAGGCAGGCAUCUCACCGGGACACUGAAGCUGCUGUGCGUUCGAGGCAGACCGAGAGGCCAGAAGACACUGGUUCUAGGCCCAGGCCAUCAGAACGCUCAAGGAGCAGGUCCCGGUCAAGGUCAGAGAGGAGAGAGCAUGGACGUUCUGACAGAGCUUCGGAGGGGAGGGACCAUGGACGUUCAGACAGAGCUUCAGUUGACACAAGAUCGGAGAGGAGGGACCAUGGUCGUUCUGACAGAGCUUCCAUUGACACAAGAUCGGAGAGGAGGGACGAUGGACGUUCCGACAGAGCUUCCAACGACACAAGAUCUGAGAGGAGGGAGCAUGGACGUUCUGACAGAGCUUCCAAUGACUAUGACGAGGACAACCAUAGUAGGAAGAGAAUGCGCGCCUCUUCUCCAGCAGAUGACAAACAGAGCAGGCGGAGGUCCAGACACAGUUCUAGGAGCCUGGCACCUCGUGAUGAUUCAAGCGACGACGAGCAAAAUUUCAAGAGAACGUGGGGACGCAGAUAGUCGGUCACUAUGGACGCAAGGUCCUGAAUAAAGCUGGCUUAGAGAAUUCUCUUGAGGCAUUGCUGAUGUCCAAAGCUUUGCUUGCUGAUACGACUUCUUUUACUACUCGUGAUUGUAUGUACUCCGUAUCAGAAAGCGCAGAGCAACUCUGAAAGCAGAGCGAAACUACCUUCCUCUGGCAGGAAUGUAGCUAUUGACCAUUAUUAUACCGGAUUGUAAUAUACAUGAGCGUUCGCAGCUCUCUUUCCCUGUAAUGCAAUAUUUGCAAGAUGAAAUAAAAAUUUCCAUAAAAUUA
Messenger RNA from Lolium rigidum, 2763 nucleotides. RefSeq names its product E3 ubiquitin ligase PARAQUAT TOLERANCE 3-like. NCBI's taxonomy places the organism in Eukaryota, Viridiplantae, Streptophyta, Magnoliopsida, Poales, Poaceae. Gene Ontology annotation, molecular function: zinc ion binding; nucleic acid binding; ubiquitin protein ligase activity. The transcript has 7 exons. Gene Ontology annotation, biological process: ubiquitin-dependent protein catabolic process; protein ubiquitination; mRNA processing. The coding region runs from base 150 to 2468 and encodes 772 amino acids. Gene Ontology annotation, cellular component: nucleus. The record is from RefSeq and is a predicted model, not a curated record.